UUCACCACCACUGAUGAAUUGAACGCUGUCUGUCUCGGUGUCUCCCUCUCCCUCUCUCGCUCCCCUCGCAUCACAAUCACAAUCCAUCCACAGGCCAUCCCUGCCCCCCUUGUUAACGGUUGAGGCGUUGCUGGGGACACUCCUGCCGGCCAAGCUGCCCCUGUUCUGUUCUGUGCUGUUCCGCGCGAGCAUCCCACAGGCCACAGGAAGCAAGGAGGCAUACAGACUCGGCUCCCCUGACGCCUCACCAAAAGAGGAAACGCCCACACGGCUGCCUCCAAGCUCCAGCAGUCGUCUCAGUCUCAGAGUAGGGGAGGAAGAGGCGGAUGGCAUGAAGCAAGCUGCCAAGAAUGAGAGCAUGGGCGGCUGCCCCUGGUAGAAGCAGAGCAAGACCGGGCCACAAGGAGGAGGAGGAGGAGGAGGGGGGAGGAAGAGGAAGAGAGUGAGAUGGGCAACUGCGGCACGCGAGAGGAGAAUGCCGUCGUCGCCGCGCACGCGCAAGUUCAGCAGCUCCACUUGUUACAACAUCCUGCCAAGAACGCCCUUGCAGAUAAGAAGCACACCCGCUCGUCGUCAGAUAUAAGUGAUCCUUCAACACCUAAGAAAAUUGAAGAUGCCAAGAACAUUUCCAUAUACAAUGACGUGAUUGCCUUCACAUUGUUUGAGCUAGAGACUAUCACAAAGAGCUUCCGUGCCGAUUAUGUUCUUGGUGAGGGAGGAUUUGGGACCGUUUACAAGGGUUACAUAGAUGAGAAUGUCAGGGUUGGUCUGAAGUCACUGCCUGUUGCAGUCAAGGUGCUCAACAAAGAUGGGCAUCAAGGGCACAGAGAAUGGCUUACCGAGGUUAACUUCCUGGGGCAGUUAAGGCAUCCAAAUUUGGUGAAGUUGAUUGGAUAUUGCUGUGAGGAUGAUCAUAGGCUACUUGUAUAUGAGUUUAUGUUUCGAGGAAGUCUAGAAAACCACUUAUUCCGAAAGACAGCUACACCAUUACCCUGGGGUACUAGGAUGUCAAUUGCAUUGGGAGCUGCUAAAGGGCUUGCUUGCCUCCACAAUGCUCAAAGGCCUGUAAUCUACAGAGAUUUCAAGACCUCAAAUAUUCUGCUGGACUCUGAUUAUACUGCUAAACUGUCUGAUUUUGGCCUGGCAAAAGCUGGCCCUGAAGGUGAUGAGACUCAUGUGUCAACGAGGGUGAUGGGAACCUAUGGAUAUGCUGCCCCUGAAUAUGUGAUGACUGGUCACUUGACUGCUAGAAGUGAUGUCUACAGCUUCGGCGUCGUCCUUCUGGAGCUCUUGACAGGGCGCAAGUCAAUUGACAAGUCACGGCCCAGCAGGGAGCAGAGCCUAGUUGACUGGGCCCUUCCCAAGCUCAAUGACAAGAGGAGGCUUCUCCAAAUAAUCGACCCGAAACUGGAGGGACAGUAUUCGGUCAGAGCGGCUCACAAAGCCUGCAGCCUCGCAUUCUACUGCUUGAGCCAUAACCCCAAGGCAAGGCCACUAAUGAGUGACGUCGUCGAGACCCUGGAGCCGUUGCAGGGCGGUGGCAGUAGCGAUGGAGCUGGUCAAUCUUCUGGCCUUCCUGAUUAUAGAGCUCGACGCAGGCUAACAGGGAACAACGUCCACUUAAGGGCCAUCCCAAACCCCAAGUGCUCCCCUGCUGUCCCCGCUUGCAGAGUGCGGUGAUAGCCGACAGGCGACGGUGCUGUUCCAGUUGCUGCUGGAAUAGGUUGGGUUGUAUAUUACAAAGUCUAAACCAUGGGCGAUGUGUGCGCCUGUUCUGUGCUGCUGUGUGUGUUUGAGUUUUUGUUUUUGGGGUUUUUUGCCAGCGUUUUGAAAUGUAAAUUUGAUCUGCAUGCUGGUGCUUGUAAGGCCCGCUAAUUUUCACAGUGGUCUUAUGUAUCCUUGUCUCUUUGACUGAGUAAGCCCUGCCGAAAACAGGCGGGUUUAAGUUUAACCCUAGAAAUGAAAGGCUGAACCACUGAACUAGGACUUGUUGGAUGGUUGAUAUGGUUGGUGGUGCUGUCCAUAUUUCAGGAAUCAGUUUGUAUUGAA
Sorghum bicolor (sorghum) is the source of this 2049-nucleotide messenger RNA. Its product is annotated as probable serine/threonine-protein kinase PBL8. The transcript is spliced from 6 exons. NCBI's taxonomy places the organism in Eukaryota, Viridiplantae, Streptophyta, Magnoliopsida, Poales, Poaceae. Gene Ontology annotation, molecular function: ATP binding; protein kinase activity. The coding region runs from base 448 to 1680 and encodes 410 amino acids. The record is from RefSeq and is a predicted model, not a curated record. Gene Ontology annotation, biological process: protein phosphorylation.